GAGUAAUCUUAUAACCAUCUCCCUUGGACGCUGCACAUGAGCGUUUUCAGUCUUUUCUUUGGAUAUUCAUGAGUAACAGUGUCUCUGCAACGCGAGACAAGCGAAGCCUUGAUUAUGCCAUUCGUUCUGGACUCGCUGGUGGUAUUGCGGGAUGUGUCGCAAAGACAGCAGUUGCCCCUCUCGACAGAGUAAAGAUUCUCUUCCAAGCCUCAAACCCAGAAUUUCAGAAAUAUGCAGGAACUUGGAGCGGUGCAUAUAGAGCGGGACUCUCGAUCUACAAAGAAGGAGGCCUACGAGGAUUACUUCAAGGCCACUCAGCCACACUUCUGCGAAUAUUUCCGUACGCUGCCAUAAAAUUCAUGGCAUAUGAUCAAUGGCGUCCACUAUUAAUGCCUACGAAGGAUCAUGAAAAUAACUAUCGUCGUUUUGCCACAGGCGCACUUGCAGGAAUGACCUCUGUGGUAUUCACCUACCCUCUUGAGCUGAUACGCGUACGCAUGGCAUUCCAAAGUCGACAGCCAGACCAUUCUCCUAAUCCACAGCGGCCGUCCUUCUUACGUGCAAUGUCACGCAUAUACUCUGAGAGUGCAAUACCAACAUCGCAACCAUCAACAUCUUCAGUAUCCACCACUCCGAAACAGGUGUUCGAACGUCUCCCCAUUCUCAAGUUUUAUCGUGGCUUCUCCGUGACUAUGAUUGGUAUGAUCCCGUAUGCUGGCACCGCAUUCCUCACCUGGGAUUUCCUUCGUGCCCAUUUUUAUCCUGCUACGCACGACAGGUCUCAGAGGCCUCCUCCAGUAGCAAACUUAGCCAUCGGUGCUGUGUCUGGUGCUAUCGCUCAGACAGUAUCAUAUCCAUUUGAAGUAGUGCGCCGCAGAAUGCAAGUCGGCGGGCUUACGCGUCCCGACAGGUGGCUCCGAUGGGGAGAAACUGUUGGUUCAGUAUAUGCUUCUGGUGGAUGGCGAGGUUUCUUCGUUGGUCUUAGUAUAGGCUACUUGAAGAUUAUACCAAUGAAUGCGAUCAGCUUUGCGGUUUGGCAAAGUGGCAAGCGAGCACUGGGUGUUUAGAGGGCAGUGUCUUAUGGUCUACCUGUGAAUUAUAUGUUUCACCGUACUCUACCUGUGGGUAAUAGAUUUUUUCUAG
Serpula lacrymans var. lacrymans S7.9 is the source of this 1143-nucleotide messenger RNA. RefSeq lists its product as uncharacterized. NCBI's taxonomy places the organism in Eukaryota, Fungi, Basidiomycota, Agaricomycetes, Boletales, Serpulaceae. The coding region runs from base 69 to 1067 and encodes 332 amino acids. Gene Ontology annotation, biological process: transmembrane transport. The record is from RefSeq and is a predicted model, not a curated record. Gene Ontology annotation, cellular component: mitochondrial inner membrane. The transcript has 5 exons.